AUGAAGUCUAUCGCGUUCUUCCUCUCUCUCCUCCCCUCAGCCCUAGGGGCAACCAUCUACCUCGCCGGCGACUCAACCAUGGCCGCUGGGGGAGGCGGGUCAGGGACCGACGGCUGGGGCGAAUACAUCUCAUCCUCCAUCUCCGGCACCGCCACCAACAAAGCCAUCGGCGGCCGUAGCGCCCGCUCCUACACGCGCGAAGGCCGCUUCGAAGAAAUCGCCAAUUCCCUCCAAUCCGGCGACUACGUGGUGAUCGAAUUCGGCCACAACGACGGCGGCUCACUAUCCAGUUCAGACAACGGCCGCAGCGACUGCGGCGGUACAGGAGAUGAGACCUGUCAAACCGAGUACGACGGACAAUCCGAGACAGUCCUCACCUUCCCAGCAUACCUAGAAAACGCAGCGAAGCUGCUCCAGGAGAAGGGCGCUACGGUGGUGAUAUCGAGCCAGACGCCGAAUAACCCAUGGGAGACGGGGGAAUUUGUGUACGAGGCGACGCGGUUUGUCGAGUAUGCCAAGUUGGCUGCUGAUACUGCUGGCGUGGAGUAUGUUGAUCAUGGGGCGUAUGUGGCUAGUGUCUUUAAGUCGCUUGGGGAGGAUACGGUGAAUGGGUACUUUCCUAAUGAUCAUACGCAUACAAGUGCGGAGGGUGCGGAGGUUGUUGCUAAGGCGUUUUUGAAGGGUGUGGUGUGCGGUGAUGUUUCGUUGAAGGAUGUAUUGAGCACGACGGAUUUUGAUGGGGAGUGUCUGUAA
Aspergillus glaucus CBS 516.65 is the source of this 753-nucleotide messenger RNA. RefSeq names its product rhamnogalacturonan acetylesterase RgaE. Lineage: Eukaryota; Fungi; Ascomycota; Eurotiomycetes; Eurotiales; Aspergillaceae. Gene Ontology annotation, molecular function: hydrolase activity, acting on ester bonds. The coding region runs from base 1 to 753 and encodes 250 amino acids. The transcript has 2 exons. The record is from RefSeq and is a predicted model, not a curated record.